UUAUUUGCAGCAGUCAAGUCACUUGGUGCGCCAGCUGGCAAUUGGGAGGUUUUCUGUGCAUUGCAGACAUUGGGAGAGACUCAGUGGGCAACUGCAGCUUAAAAAGAACUGAACUAUAAAAGCAUAUUCCAACUUCCCAGCAUUAAUAUUAAACUCUGCACAGUGUGAGGCACUCUGCACACAGAUAUACUCUGUACACCUGAGGAGACUAUCAAUAUUGCAAAAGGACUUUACAUGAAAGAACUCUUUGUGAAUUUGCAUCCAACCCAGGAGAAUAAACGGUAGUGUUACUUAUUCCAGAUCAUCUACACCAUCACUGUAGACCUCUUCUACCAUGAGUCAGAAUUUUUGGAAAUUGUAUAAAUCAAAAGUUUUGCAGACAUUCAAUGCAGAACAAGAAGAAGAACCCAAGGAAGAGAGUGAUACUGCGGAAAUGAUAGAAGAAAAUCCUGAAGUGGAGGCCGAAGGGUUAAAUAUGUCCCAGCUCGCCCGCAAGGUUCAAGGUGCACUGGGCUGGAGAAGUGUUGCUUCCAUUUUCAGUAAAGAAGAAGAACAGCAACCAGAGCAAGUAGAAGAACAAUCUCCUGACGAUCAGCCCAGAGACAACCCACCUCCAAAGCGUUCCUCGGCACUAUGGGAUGUGUUUGCUAAUAGAUGGCAGCAGAGCUCUGCUGAACGAUCAGAGGCAAGGGGUGUCCUGGCAGAACCUCCAGAAGAACCCAAUGAAAUCCAGCAGCCAGAGGAAACGCCCUUUAGGUGGGGGUUUCUUACCAGCAAAAUAGCUGAGCUAAGGAGCAAGAACAAUUAAAAACCCUGGCCCGGA
Messenger RNA from Xenopus laevis (African clawed frog), 823 nucleotides. RefSeq lists its product as uncharacterized. The transcript has 4 exons. Bases 335 to 808 code for a protein of 157 amino acids. NCBI's taxonomy places the organism in Eukaryota, Metazoa, Chordata, Amphibia, Anura, Pipidae. The record is from RefSeq and is a predicted model, not a curated record.